UUCACACAUUUCUCUUCAGGUGUUGAAAGUCUCUGUAAUAUCAAACAGAGAUGGCAUUUGUGGGUCCACUCGUCUUUUGGAGAGAGAGAGAGAGAGAGAGAGAGAGAGAGAGAGAGAGAGAGAGGGGUUAUUGACAAUCCCAUUGCACUGUUACAGGAGAAGAAAAUCUUCCUUGGUCUAGAAUAAUCCAAAUCAGCCAAGUAGGAGGACACGAUGAGAGCAGGGGUCUUGUGGAUGGUGAUGGUGUGUUUGAGUGAUGGAAAGGUCCCACAAUGCUCAGUUGGGCCGACCGUCACGGUGUCAAAACUCAGUAAAGUAUCCGUGUCCUGUCCAUCUGCCAUGGCCAGCUCAGAGUUCAAGUAUCAGCUCUUCUUCAAUGGCAGCUGCAUCGGCCAAAUACGUCUUGAGUUGGACCAUGCAGAACCUUUGUUCUCUGGUCAGUUUAAAGUCACAGCCAACAACAGCGGAGAGUACGUCUGCAUGACGGAGCUGAUUUACCCUCCACCACGCAGAAAGUACUGUCACAUCACCGAAGUCAUGGUGGCAGAAACGCAGUCUUUUGCAGUCAACGACCCAGUCCUGGUAGCCAAUCAGAGCUCUCCAGCUGUGGCGUCAGGCUGCUCUCCGUCCAUCCCAGAGGCGGUGAUGUGGGUGGGAUGUGGUGUUUUAUUUCUCUACGGCCUGUCAAUCACCUGCAUUACCAUUGCUAUCUGGAGGAAGAUGAAGAGAGAUGAAGAGGAUACAAACGUGUACGUUAACAUCCGACCCGGAGAGGUCAGGAAACCCUGCAAAGUUUAACAACCGUUUGUGCCAAUUAUGAAGACAAGUUGGUUAUUAAAGCUACGGAUGUUUUGUGAGAGCUCUCAGAUGUUCAAAUCACAAGUCUGCAGUUUAUGUGUGGAGUGUUUUAAAAUACUAAAUAACAGGAAAAAGGUAAAAAACAGCAGGUAGCAAAGUGAUGCACCAAACAUUUAUCCGUGGCACGAAACACGCCAAAAACAUGACAUCCGAACACUUUGGAAAAAUUAAAAAAUAUACAAGGAUCAUUUUAUUUUUAUUGUGUUGCUGUUAAAUGCUGUCAAAAUAAAACAAAAGGUCAUAUUAUGUCUUGUUAUUAUGUUAUUAUUGAUUAAUGUCCUGAGCCUGUAUGGAAUUAUCUGGUUACAGUGAGAUGUGAGUCAUUUUCCAACAGGUUUAUUAAAAAGACAUCUUGAAUAGUUCAGAAAUGUCACAUGCAUGAGGCGAUUUACUUAGAAAUUUGUAUGA
Messenger RNA from Etheostoma spectabile (orangethroat darter), 1266 nucleotides. Its product is annotated as T-cell-specific surface glycoprotein CD28. Lineage: Eukaryota; Metazoa; Chordata; Actinopteri; Perciformes; Percidae. The transcript is spliced from 5 exons. Gene Ontology annotation, biological process: regulation of T cell proliferation; T cell receptor signaling pathway. Gene Ontology annotation, cellular component: external side of plasma membrane. The coding region runs from base 214 to 798 and encodes 194 amino acids. The record is from RefSeq and is a predicted model, not a curated record.